GUAGCUCGAGAGAGUCUCUCGGGAGGCUGGAUUAGCCACAAGUUGUGGUGAACCAGGGUAAAAUUCGGUGUGCCUCUUACUCUUCUCUUUACUUCUCUUUUAAAUUUUUAAUUCCUGCGAUUUCUCCGAUCAAACGCUAUUCACCCCCCCCUCUAGCGUUGGUCUUUUAUUCUAACAAUUGGUAUCGGAGCCUAACUCGCGUCCAAACUUAACCGUUUGAGAGUAAGCGAUCAUGGGUUCUUCUUCUAGAAAUCUCUAUGCAGGAAUUGGAGAAGGUCAGUCUACGUCUAGGCCACCACUCUUUGAUGGCACCAACUAUUCCUAUUGGAAGGAACGUAUGAGAAUCUACAUCCGUUCCACCAACUUCCAAUUAUGGUUGGUAAUCAAAAAUGGAGAACAAAUUCCAAUGAAGAAAGUAGGAGAAACCACGGUUCCAAAGACCGAGGUCGAAUUUGAUGCCGAGGACAUCAAAAAGGUGGAGAACUAUGCCAAGGCUAUCAAUAUGCUGUACUGUGCCGUCAAUCCUGAUGAUUACCGUAAGAUUUCUUGCUGCACCACUGCCAAAGAAAUGUGGGACAAGCUAGAGGUCACAUAUGAAGGAAAGAAGACAACGGUUUCCAAGAAGAAGGGCAACGCCGAAGCUACGACCUCAGCGCCACCGCCGUUCCCCUACCUGGACGGCUCGUUUCUUGAGUUCGGGUCGGAGGAGGAACUCAACCGGUUCCUCACGCACUUUGCCAAGCGUCCCAUUUCUCCGCCUAGGGUGCUACCCGAGUUGUACCCUCAACAAAAGGGGUACCACGACCUCGACAAUCAGCUUCAAGCAUCGGGUCUGUGGUCAUUCGUCUCCAGGAGCCGCUCGAGCUUCAAUCCCGCCUUUGUGCGAGCCUUCUACUCCAAUCUCUGCCGGGACGGGGACACCAUUCGCAGUAGCAUCAAUCUCUACGACAUAGAGAUUGAUUUGCCUACCUUCGCUCGGGUCGCAGGGCUGCCCAUCCGCGGUGACGACAUCGCAAUCUAUGGUGGCGAUGAUUGGAUCCUCAACAACGAGGCGGUGGUCAUCCGAGAGCUUGGGAUCACCAACCUCAUCCGUCACAGCGGCGCACCGACGAUUCACUCGGCCCCACCGGACAAGCGCCUCCUCCUCUACAUCAUCCCCCGGAUUCUCCGCCCCCGGGACAGCAGCCAUACCUCGCUCUUCAACGAGGACUUGAAGGCGAUUCAUGCCAUCAUCCACGGCGCCUCCAUCAAUUGGGCGAAAUUCGUGAUGAUCCACAUGGCGGAUUGCGCCUCCAUCGCCACUGAGCGGAGCUUGCCAUACGCCUUCCUCGUCAUGGACCUCAUCAUCUCCGCCGACAUCUCCAUCGCCGGCCCGGAUACGAAGAUGACAAAGAUUUGGAUCAUCCAAGACAGCACCUUCCGGAAGAAGUCCGUUGUGGGGAGCUUAGAAACCAUUGAGUCGGAGAUGCAUGAAGAUCUACGAUGCAAGAAGCAGCGUGUCAUUCCCGUUGAAAAAGAGAAGCAGUGUGUUAAAGACAGUGCUGGAACAUGCUGUGCUUUUCUAACUUUCUACAGUGAUGACGAUGACUCUGAUGGUGACGUUGAUCCAAAGGAGAUGCUUAUAAUUGUUGAAGAAAAAUUUCAAGAGUCUCUACGGAGAUACAAAGGUAAAGUUACAACAGAGGAUGACACCAAGGAUGAUACGGAAGAUGACACAGAGGUUGACACAGCAGAAGAGCUAGUUAUUCUCCAAAGAAAGUGGGCAGAACUUCUUCAAGCUAACAAGAAAACUGUCUUGGAGAAUCAUCAGCUUGUUACCGAGCGGAAUAGAAUAAAGGACGAUAUUUCAGAAUUAGAAAAGAAGAUUGGAGGCUUAGAAGGGCAACAAUAUAAUCUCAAGUAUGAGUUAAAUCAACUCAAUAAUUAUCAAAAAUGGGUGAGGAGUGCUGGAGCAAAAGCUAUUGAGGGACAAGUGAAUAUUUCAAAAUUCUAUGGAGACAAGACGGGUCUCGAAUUUUCAUGUUCCGAAAGCAACAAGACCCCAAGGAAGUUGCUCAAAAGGACCCACAAAGAAGAAAACUAGAAGCUUCCAAAUCUACUGGAACAUCUUUUGUCAGACCCGGUGAAGCAUCUCAUGAAGCUUCUGCUGGAACGUCUUAUGCAGCACCCUCUGUAAAAAGGCAAAGACUUAUGACACAAUUUAGUAUGAGAAGACACAAGGAUCAUUAUCCUAAACUUGAAAGGUAUUCUUAUACUAAUGUAUAUGCUAAUUAUGUUUGUUUUUGUUGUGGAAAAAGGGGACACAUUUACAGGAAAUGCAAUAUUUUUAAAGAGCAAAGAUAUAGAAAAAAGAAUGCGACAACAAAGAUGAUUUGGGUACCUAAGAAUCAGAAAAAAAAAAGGUGAUAAUCUUUGUGCGAAGGAUGUUGGUCAUGAUCAAUGCCAUAUUGGUAGUGCAAGUAUGCAUCAAGGAGAAAUGAAAAUAGAUCAUUGGG
Messenger RNA from Cuscuta campestris, 2495 nucleotides. The record is from the annotation of a GenBank genome assembly. Lineage: Eukaryota; Viridiplantae; Streptophyta; Magnoliopsida; Solanales; Convolvulaceae.